ACUUUUCCUCCUCUGCUGUGCUUCUCUACUCCAGUAUGUGAGAAAGGCCCAGCCCAUCUGAGGCAGCAAAUGGUGCAAUUCACUGGAGGAGAAGGGGGGGGGAGGAGGAUUAGAGUGAAAACAGAUCCGGCACUGGAUUUUGACUAUGGAGAUCAUCUGACUUGAGUUAACAAACCCCAAUUCAAUUUAAGAGAGUGGGAGAGAAAAGUUUUUUCCCUCCCUCCCCCUUCUUUUUUUAAACUUUCUUCUUGUGUCGGUGCUUGAAAGACAAAAGCUCCUCUCUCCUCCCCCCUACAGUCCUCCUAAACUUCAGCGUGUGUGUGUGUGUGUCGGUGUCCUACGCUGGGAUGAUGGAUGGCAGAAGUGCAGAAACACGCCAGCAGCAGCGGAGGCUCCCGACACUUUUUUAAACUCUCUCCCCUCCAAACUAUCAUCAAUGAGACUCCUCGGAGGAAGAAGGGAAAAGAGCCAAGCUGCAGCCGGGAUUUGUGGUGGCGGCGGCGGCCGCAGCAACAGCUUUUAAAAAAGGCACCAAAGGGAAGGACGUCUGGAAAGUCCCUCCCACGCCCCCCCAAGUUUAUGAUGGGGGGCUGAAUGAGUAGCCCUGCUCCGGAGCGGCUGCUGGCACGGGGAAAACUUCCUGGGUUCUCUCUCUGGAUGAGAAGAGAAGGGAACCAAUGACAGAGCCCUAAGGAAGCCCCACAGAAAGUUGGAGGUGGAGCAUGGGAGGAGGAGGCUUCUCUGAAGGAAAUGCUGAAGGAGCUGUUAGAGACCUAGGAGGAGAACCAGGAGAGGACAGAGUCACAAAAGCCAAGGGAGGACAAGAUUUCAAGAGGAAGAGUAUGAUUCAUGUUGAAGGCACCUGACAGGUCAAGAAGGAUAAGGAAAGAGAACUGGUUCUGAUCUUUGGCUAGGAAGAGGUCAUUAGAGACUUUGGCAAGAGCAGUUUCGGUGGAAUGCAAGUGCGGUGGAAGCUGGACUGGAGAAAGUCUACAAUUCAAUUGGAGGACAUGAACUCCAGAUAGCAUAAACUACCCAUUCAAAGAGCUGAUAGAUGAAAGGGAGGUGCCGUGGUAGCUGGAGAGGGUUCCUGAGCUGGAAUAUGCGCAUCUAAGAUGGAAACUUCCAAUUCAACUGCUGCUGGGAAGAAAGAAGGGAAAGGUGCAAUUCUGGAGGGGAAUGGCUUUCCUGAGACGGGGAAGAAACCUGCUCCCUUAGCAGCAGCAGCACAAGGAGUUCCGCAGCACGUUUUUCCAGCGUUCCAUGCUCCCUUGCCAAUUGACAUGCGUCACCAGGAAGGAAGGUACCAUUAUGAACCUCACUCCAUCCAUGCUAUUCAUGGGCCUCCUACCCUCAGUGGCAGCCCCGUUAUCUCCGACAUCUCCCUUAUUCGCCUUUCUCCUCACCCAGCAGGACCUGGUGAAUCGCCUUUCAACCCCCCUCACCCGUACAUGAACCCCCAUAUGGAACAUUACCUCCGCACCGUGCACAGCAGUCCCACUCUCUCCAUGAUCUCUGCUGCCAGAGGCCUCAGCCCCGCUGAUGUGGCUCAUGAGCAUCUAAAAGAGAGAGGCCUCUUUGGUUUGCCGCCUCCCCCUCCAGGAGCCAACCCUGCCGACUACUAUCACCAGAUGACGCUCAUGGCCAGCCAUCCGAAUCCUUAUGGGGACCUCCUGAUGCAGAGUGGGGGAGCAGCUAGCACGGCGCAUCUUCAUGAUUACCUCAGCCCUGUAGAUGUGUCAAGAUUUUCAAGCCCAAGGGUUACUCCGAGAUUAAGUAGAAAGCGAGCCCUCUCCAUAUCCCCGCUGUCUGAUGCCAGCAUUGAUCUUCAGACAAUGAUCAGGACCUCCCCGAACUCCCUGGUGGCUUAUAUUAAUAACUCCAGAAGUAGUUCCGCUGCUAGUGGUUCCUACGGCCAUUUAUCUGCAGGGGCAAUAAGUCCAGCAUUCAGCUUCCCCCAUCCCAUCAACCCAGUGACUUACCAGCAGAUCCUGAGUCAACAGAGAGGCUUGAGCUCAGCAUUUGGACAUACGCCACCUUUGAUCCAGCCAUCCCCCACGUUCCCUCCACGACAACACAUGGCAGUUAUCUCUGUCAACCCAGCUCCCGCUCAGAUCAGUAAUAACAGCAGCUGCAUCUCUGACUCUAACCAGAACAAGCAGAGCAGUGAGUCAGCCGUGAGCAGCACAGUCAAUCCAGUAAUUCACAAGCGCAGCAAAGUCAAGACUGAAGUUGAGGGUAUGCCACCAGCCUCCCCAGCCACACAGGAGCAUCUGACAGACCUGAAAGAAGAUCUGGAUAAGGAUGAAUGUAAACAGGAGCCCGACGUUAUUUAUGAGACAAAUUGUCACUGGGAAGGGUGCAUAAAGGAAUAUGACACUCAGGAGCAGCUCGUCCAUCACAUCAAUAACGAUCACAUCCACGGGGAGAAGAAGGAGUUUGUCUGCCGCUGGCAAGACUGCACUCGGGAGCAGAAGCCAUUCAAGGCUCAGUACAUGUUGGUGGUGCACAUGCGAAGACACACUGGAGAAAAGCCACACAAGUGCACGUUUGAGGGUUGCGCCAAAGCCUAUUCUCGACUGGAGAACUUAAAGACACACCUGAGAUCUCACACUGGAGAAAAGCCGUACGUCUGUGAACAUGAGGGCUGCAAUAAAGCCUUUUCCAACGCUUCGGACAGAGCAAAGCACCAGAACAGGACGCAUUCCAAUGAGAAACCGUAUGUCUGUAAAAUCCCGGGCUGCACAAAGAGAUACACGGACCCCAGUUCCCUCAGGAAACACGUCAAGACUGUGCAUGGGCCCGAUGCCCAUGUCACAAAGAAACAGCGCAACGACGUUCACCCACGGCCACCUCCCCUCAAGGAAAAUGGCGACAACGAAGCAAGUGCCAAGCAGAGUAGCAAGGUGUCAGAAGACAGCACUGAGGCUAACAGCACCACCAGAGGCAUGGAGGACUGCUUACAAGUCAAAACAAUAAAGACCGAGAAUUCUGUGAUGUGUCAGUCCAGUCCUGGUGGCCAGUCAUCAUGCAGCAGUGAACCAUCACCACUUGGUAGCACCAACAACAAUGACAGUGGAGUAGAAAUGAACAUGCACAGUGGGGGAAGCCUGGGAGACCUGACCGCACUGGAUGACAACGCUCCUGUUGUGGACUCGACAGUCUCAUCGGGCAAUUCAACAGUCAGCCUUCAGCUAAGGAAACACAUGACAACGAUGCAGCGACUUGAACAGCUCAAGAAGGAGAAACUCAAGACGGUUAAGGAUUCCUGCUCAUGGGUGAGCCCAGCUCCACAAGUCAGAAACACCAAGCUGCCUCCCAUACCAGGAAAUGGCUCUAUCCUAGAAAAUAUUGGUGGUUCCUCUGCUACACUGCCUAAUCCUAGAAUAACGGAGCUGACUGUAAAUGAGAUUACGAUGCUGAACCAACUCAACGAACGCCGCGACAGUACGACAAGCACCAUCAGCUCGGCCUACACUGUGAGUCGCAGAUCAUCGGGGAUUUCCCCUUACUUCUCUAGUCGCCGUUCCAGCGAAGCUUCGCAGUUUGGGAAUCGUCCCAACAACGCGAGCUCUGCCGACUCCUACGACCCCAUUUCUACGGACGCGUCACGCAGAUCGAGCGAAGCCAGCCAGUGUAGCGGCAUACCAGGCCUUCUCAACCUCACGCCAGCUCAGCACUACAGGCUGAAAGCCAAGUAUGCUGCUGCCACGGGGGGCCCUCCUCCCACACCUCUACCUAACUUGGAAAGAAUGAGUCUGAAGAACAAGAUCUCUCUUCUCGAUGGGCCAGAUCCUGCUUUGCCUUCAUUUCGCCUCCCUCCUGGGCCAAGACGCUGUAGCGAUGGCAGCACUUAUGGGUACGCAGCAGCCCCGGCUUUUCCCCAUGACGUGGCAGGUAACAACACAAGACGCGCGAGUGAUCCUGUGAGGAGACCCGCCGCAGAUCCACUGUCCCUCCCUAGAGUCCAUCGCUUCCAUAGCACCAACAGCAUGAAUCCCCUCCACCCACCACAUCCUGCGGACAGAAGGAACUGCAGCCUUCCAAAUUACACACGCUCUGAUGGGAGCCUUCCCAGGCACGUCUAUUCACCUCGACCUCUGAGCAUUAGUGAAAAUAUUACCAUGGAAGCAAUGUCAGGUGAGACGGAAGGCCCCAUUGGAGAAGAUGACAUUAUGCUGCCAGAUGAUGUAGUGCAAUAUAUCAAAUCUCAGAACAAUGGGACAGCUGUAGAAAACACUUCCAUGGGGUACAGUAAUGAAAUGCUAAACUUCCAAGGCAAUGGGAAACUGCAACAUCAGAACUUGUCUAGCCAGCACAGGAUGGCUGGAACUGAUGCAAGCGUGAACCAUUUGGGUCCAGGGGUGACAGAGUGCCACAUGAGCUUUGGUGCUCCCUCGAACAUGAGCAAAAACAACAUGCCCGUCCAGUGGAAUGAGGUUAGCUCAGGUACCGUUGAUGUUAUGUCUAACCAAUCGAAGCAACAGUUUUCUCAAGGAAACUUAGCUGUUGUCCAGCAGAAGCAGAACUUUGGUCAGUAUCAGAACUUUAACCAGCAGCAAAUGCAGAUGAGUCAAAGCGGCAUGAAUGUAACACAGCAGAAUUUUAUGCAAAGAAAUGUGAGCGUGGAUGGACAAAGACUCAAUUGUAUGCAGCUGAGGCAGCAGCAGAUAAAUCCAGGCCCUAAUAUGAACUCCGAUUUGAGCCUGCACCAAGGGUAUAACCAGGCUCAUCAACUGCUGAGCCCAAAUGCAAUCAGUGGAGAUCCAAACCAGCUUUCCCCUUCUUGUAGCAACGUGGUAGUGAAGUCUGGAUCCCACGUUCAUCCUCAGCAAAUGGACGUUGCAACAGAUCCCUCUUUAAUGGUCAACAGUCAUAGACUGACUCAGGUCAUGCAUGAACAAAGUCAGCAGAACUAUUCAUCUCAGACAAAUCCCAUGAAUUUCUCCAUGACUCAGGAGGUGUUUUAUCAGCCCCCUUCUUUAAUGACCUCAAAUCAGUCAAACUUUGAGCCCCAACAGAGCAUAAUGGGUUCAGCUAGCCAGACCUACACUCCUGGAAUGGUACAGCCUCAUCCUCCACCUGACCCUAGUCCAGUAAACAGGCAUAGAGGGAUACGCAACAUGCAGCAACUCGGUUACAUGAGAACUCCCCACCCUACUAACGCCAUGAGCCCUGGCCAGGAAACAGCAAAGGCCACUCCGAAAAGAACCAACAAUAUGGUGUCAAUGCAGGCUCAGCAAUGUGCAAACAGCACGAGGGAAAACAAUUUGAUGUGCUAUUAUGGUCAAAUCCACAUGUAUGAACAAAAUGGAAACUUUGAUAACCAUGUGGACUGUAGAGUGGGACAGCAGCAGUGUGCCUUGAAUAUCAAGCCAGCUGCCAUGCCGUCUCCCGGAGCUAACCAGGUGUCAAGCACAGUGGACUCACAGGGUCUGGAGCCUGCUCAGAUAGAUUUUGAUGCCAUCAUGGAUGAUGGAGACCAUUCAAGCCUGAUGUCAGGAACCCUCAGCCCUAGCAUUCUGCAGAAUCUCUCCCAGAACUCCUCUCGCCUUACAACUCCACGGAACUCUCUGACACUGCCGUCCAUACCAGCUGGAAUAAGCAACAUGGCGAUAGGCGACAUGAGUUCCAUGCUAACCACCCUGGCAGAAGAGAGUAAAUUUCUUAACAUGAUGUCCUAAUGAUAAAGCCCCACGGUUUAUCCCAGGGACUUUACACAAAGCAGUUUUAUGAAUGUGCUUUUUAAAAAUAAUCAGUUUCUAUAGAGUAGCAUUUUUGACAAGUAUUAAAUACAUUAAAGGGAUUCAAAGUAAAAAAUGUCUCUGUACAGACUUAUGUAAACUAUCUAAAAGCAGUUUAGCACCAAGAGUGCAACCUCUAGUAUUAUUUUUUUGCUUGGUUUUUCAGGGGUCUGAGCAACGCCACCGCUAAAUGAGAAUAUUGCAUAAGAAUGGUUAAAAAUGAAAUCUUUUCCUCCAUGUUUGCCACCUCCCUUUGUUUUCCUUUAGUUAUGUCUGCAAAAAGACCAUUUCUCAACGCAUGUCAGAAACAAAUGGAGGGGGGUCUUUUUGAUCUGAAUAAAAGCCAUACUGCAUAUUCUGCUCCAGUGAGAUAAGCAUUUAGUUACAUCUCCCCAAAAGUCCACUUCCAGCAAUAUCAUUAUAAACUGUUCUUUGUACCUUGGGACUUUGUAGAAAAGCAUCAGUUCCAAACAGCUUCUCAGAAAAGUGCCUUACUAUGCUUUAGUGUUUAGUCAAGGCGUCUCUUCCAUUAAAAGCAAAUAUAGUGUAUAUAAAAUCAAAAGAAAUGUACAUUUAUAAAGCAUAGCAGUGUUUCGGAAAAACAUCAGAAAGAUACAUUGAUGGGACACAUGAAAGAUUAAUGCCCCCUUUUGUCAGACAUGUUUACAAUACGGUUUAUAUCGUGGGUAGAAUGUAGCAGAGGCCUGAAAAUACCAUUCAUCUGAAAGCAUCUCUAAUGGCAGGAAAGCCCCGAUCCUGCAAAGGUUUAUGCAUUUGCUUAACUUUAUGCCCUGUCAAUAGUGACUUCAGUAGAAUAGUGACUUUCGUCUGGGGCCUUAAACAACUUGUGUAAAUCAGGGGGUUAUACGGGAAUUAAUUCAGGGAAGCCUAUGGUCUGUGUUGUUCAGGAAGUUGGACUAGAUGAUCACAGUGGUCCCUUCUAGUCUUAAACUCUGUGAAUCUAUGAAAGUUGCUAAUGGGGCUUCACAACAGCUCAGCUCUAAUUUGUCCUCACCAGGGUGAUGGGCGGAGGGGGGACAUAUAAUUACUUAGCUAGCUUUGGACUUGUCUGCACAAACAAUUAGGUCACGACAAGGUGAGGUGUGACUCUACCCCGCACUAGCCUGCCUCGGACUAACUAUCCACGUGGAUCUUGCUGAUGCACAUUAACAGUUCUUAGUGCACUUUGGUCUGGUCCUCUUUGAAACAGGACUAGAUCCAAGUGCCCCGAUGAACGGUUAAUGCAUAUCAGCAGGGCCUACCUCACAAGCUAGUGCAGGGUUGAUUCAUACCCCAACUUGCCACAAACUAAAUGUUCAUGUAGACGAGCCCUUAGUCAAAUGUCCGGGAUUUGUAGUGGGGUAUCAGAGCUGUGGGUGAAAGCCUCUCUGAAAAUUACCCAUAGGAGGAAUCUAACCACAAGCAAAUCCUCCACAAAAUAUAAGCUGGCUAACAGUUUUUGCAAUUUUAGGGCCUGAUCCUGAAGUCAGUGGAAAGACUCCUCAAUGCAUUAUUUAUUACUGUUGGUAGACAAAAGGGUAAACACAGGGAAAACAGAUAUCAAUGAAAUUUACCACAUCUCAAAAAGACAAUUCUUUUCUUCCUAGUAUUAUAGUGUUAAAUAUAUCAAGAGGAAGGGUUCACACACGUGAAAUUCCCUCCUGAUUCCAAACAUUCUGUGUGCUGAACUUUAAAAAACUAAACCAGAUGUGCAUGAUGUCUCAUCAGCAGGGCUCCAUCCUUUCCCGCUCAAUUGAUGUCCAACGUUUUACUGAAUAUGGCUCAGUUCCACCUGCAGACUGCAGCUCCCAUUGGGUGCUUUUUAAAGGUGCUAACGUUGGCUUUCUACAAUCAUUGCUCUCCUUUUGCACUCACCAGUGCUGCACAAACUGCACUAAUACUAGCAUGACUUGUGGCUGUUGCACGAAUGCCAGUCAUUAUUCCUGCCCAAACAUUUGUGACGCCAAAUACCCCCGAAGGUCACACAUAAAUCGAAUAUAUAUUUACCAUAGGACUAGAGUGCAAAAGCCUUCCUUGUGUUGGGCAGCACCCUACUCCACAUAUCGUCCUUUUAACUCCAGUGGGACUGCGUGGAGAGUAAGGUAGGGUGAUCAGACAGCAAGUGUGAAAAAUCGGGACAAUGGCUGGGGGGUAAUAGGAGCCUAUAUAAGAAAAAGACCCCAAAAUCGGGACUGUCCCUAUAAAAUCAGGACAUCUGGUCACCCCCGAGUAAGGGGUGCGUAAACCUAGCAGGAGCUGGCUCACCCUAAUUCUUAAAUAAAAAGCUUGGGUAAACAAGCAUGAUGGGCUUGAUCCUGCCUUCCUCACAUAUCCUAAAACCCUCCUGACGUCACUGGGACUCCUGGCUGUGCUAGGAAAGCAAGAUCCGGCAGGGCAGCUGUUUGUACUUGUGCCUAACCUAGAAAGAUGAAUUUUAAAUGAUUGGGUUUUUUGAGUUCCUGGUACAGACUCACCUGCAGUUACCUCACCCUUGCAUUUGAGGAAAGAGGGCAGGGCCCAAUUUAGGACUCUGAGCCAUACUGGACACAUGGAGUUACACUUUGGGCUUCCCAAGUGCUGCAACUGAUCAGGCCCUUGCAUCUCCAUUGGCAGUCGAGCUGAGUUAUUCAGUAGAUGCAUAUGACAAUGCAUGUUAGUGAGCCGCACUUCAGGCAACGCAUGUAACAAGAACAGAUCAAACCCCAAAGCAAAACCAUAUCUCCAAGUUGUCAAGAUUCCUAUCGUUUUUCAGAGGUGGUCUUCCUUCAUUUACUAAAAUAGUAUUGUUAUAACCAUUCCUGCUCUGUAUAUAGUAUGUAUAGAAGACAUCAUUACUAAAAGCACUGUAGGUGAAUUGUUCUGUCAAAUUUAUAUCUUAUGGACAUUUUUAGCUGUUUUCUACAUCAUAAAAAUGGAGGUAACGUGCUGAACCUGUAUAUAAGCCUUUUGUACAUUAAAAAGUAAUUUUUUUUUCAUAACUUA
Molecule: messenger RNA, 8726 nt
Organism: Chrysemys picta bellii (western painted turtle)
Lineage: Eukaryota; Metazoa; Chordata; Testudines; Emydidae
Source: RefSeq, a predicted model, not a curated record